Messenger RNA from Cuscuta epithymum, 1089 nucleotides. NCBI's taxonomy places the organism in Eukaryota, Viridiplantae, Streptophyta, Magnoliopsida, Solanales, Convolvulaceae. The record is from the annotation of a GenBank genome assembly.
AUUUAAGAUACUCAUUUGACACUUUCCUCAAUUCCUAUAUAUAAAAAGUUGAUAAUAGUCUAGAACUUUUCAAGCUUCCGUCGUCACAGCCAGUCUACGUCGGAAGCUGCACCGGAAUCCACAAAACCCUAAUCGGGAGAGAGCCCGAACAAGGACAUGGGUACUGAAACCAACGCCGAUGUGGAUGCUGGGAUUGAAUGCAGCAGUGUGAAGCGGGCAAGGGAUGAUGGUUGUGAUGCAGAGAGCGGUGACGCCUCAAAGAAGGCGAGGGUCGAGAUGCCUAUCGAAGAGAAAGGGCCCGAAAAUGUGGAAGGAAGCGAAGAUGGGGAAGGAGAGAGGAAAGCUGACGAGAGGUCGGGUCCGGUCACUUUGGGUCCGAAAAGCUUUUGCUCGUCGGCAGAUAUGUUUGAUUACUUCUACAAGCUACUUCAUUUCUGGACCCCUAAUGUUGACAUCAACAAGUAUGAACAUAUGGUGUUGCUAGAACUGCUUAUGAAGGGCCACCCAGAACCCCAGAAGAAAAUAGGCGAAGGAGUUUCUGCAUUUCAAGUUCGAAACCACACUGUAUUUAAAACCCGUUGCUUCUUCAUCUUAAGGUUGGAUGGUUCUGAAGAAGACUUUAGCUUCAGGAAGUGUGUUGAUCAUAUACUUCCCUUGCCAGAGAACAUGCAAGUAAAGCAUAACGCCAAUAAGGCCUUGGGUGGUGAUGGCAAAGGUGGAAGAGGAAGAGGAAGAGGAAGAGGAAGAGGAGGAGGACGAGGAGGAGAUCAGGGUCGAGGCCGUGGCACAUGAAGGUCAAGAGACUAAUUUUAAUGCAUUUACUAUUUUGAAUAUGCAUUUUGGAAGAAAAACAUACACUCCUACUGACUUUUUUCAACUCGGUACUAGUAUAUCCAGAUUUUGUACCUUUUUGAAAUCUCCUGUUCUGGAUUGUAUCUUCUCGGGUAUCUAACCUUAGCAUGCAGCUUCAAACUUUAUACAUACAACCCUUUCCUUCCUAUUUUAGACAUUCAUUCUUCCAUAUCAUAAAGCUCACUUUAGAUUGGUAUUUCCUUAUAUUGUUUUGCUACCUUGAAGCGGUUGAACUUU